Messenger RNA from Triticum dicoccoides, 3448 nucleotides. RefSeq lists its product as uncharacterized. The record is from RefSeq and is a predicted model, not a curated record. Gene Ontology annotation, biological process: cytokinin-activated signaling pathway; phosphorelay signal transduction system. The coding region runs from base 1377 to 3251 and encodes 624 amino acids. NCBI's taxonomy places the organism in Eukaryota, Viridiplantae, Streptophyta, Magnoliopsida, Poales, Poaceae. The transcript has 9 exons. Gene Ontology annotation, molecular function: DNA binding.
GCGAGGCGGCGACCGCCGGCGAGAGAGACGAGGGAUCCCGACGUCGCCCGGUCGGGAGGCGCGACUCCUCCUCCUACGCCUCGCGCUCGCCGGCGGCGCCGCUGCCCUCGACCCUGUCGUUCCCUCCCCCAGUUUCGAUUUGAAGGGCAUUUGGUCUGGGAUCUCUUCCUGGAGUGUUCGAGAUGGGCAAUCAGUUCCUUCAAAAAUAAUUAUAUGCGUAAUCAGUUCCUUCAAGAAACAUAUAUGCACCACACUGGGCACGGGCCAUGUCAUAUAUCUUUUGGGAUAGGGGUGGCGACAAGCAUUGGAACCCAGGGCGGUCGCCCAUAGCGUGGAUACUUUCUCUUUUAGAAGUUUUUAUUGAUUUUAGGCUUGGCCCUGGUUGUUUCUUCCUCAGUUUGUCCAUCCAGCUUAGAGGCUGUAUCAAUGUUUACCAUCAUUCGCAUAUCUUCCUUGUUAAGGAAUCAGUUAUAUACCCUUUUUUUUCUUCGUAGAAAUCAUCCGCUCAUCUCAUUAUUUUUGUUGGUACAUUAUCGUGUGGAUAGAUAUGUAGGUUUGAUGCCUGAAAAGAGCAGAUGUGGUGAUGCAAUUGGGGCUAGGGUGAGUGUCUAUUGCGGCAUUAAGAUAGCAUGCAAUCACGGCUACAACUACUGGUUUUUGUCUUUUGUGAAGUUAUCUUGUACAUCGGUGCAAUUAGUGCUCAUGCAUACAUCAUGUAGGAUUGCGUGCUCGCAACAUUGCCUGCCACGCGCCAUGUACCACCACAAGAUCAAAUUCACGGGCAUGAAUUAACCCAUUGAUUAUGUGAUAUAUCGUCAUGACACCUCUGCACAGGAAGACUCCUUGUAGAAUUCUUGGUAUGCAUGACAGCAUAUGCUAUAAAUCAGUGAAACUGUUGCAUGUUAUAAGUAAUGAAGCUGGCCAAGAAAUUACCUUAUUUACUCUCCAGACUUUUUCCUGAGGAAUCAUCUUAAAGCAGCACAUCACCAUUUGGUUUGUUUUGACAUUUGAAAGUUGAGACUUGAGACCCUUUAGGACUUGGAAGUUCUAAUGGUUACAACUGAAGUAUUGAUAUGUUUGCUAAUUAAUAGGUGAAUGGCCUGCUUGCUUUGUUUCUUUCAUAUUAACACUAGGUACUGAAUGAAGAAAAAAAAUAUUACUGUGGGCUAGAGCUAGGAAGAGCAUGUAUGAUUCCUAAACAGAAUUCGAAACAGAAGAGAAAUAAAUAGAACAAUUAGGUUUUCAUGCAUCUGUUCAAUCUGUUUGUCUUUUUUGAACUUGUUUCUGCAUUGACUGUUCAAAAUGCAGUUUGGGUCACAUCAAAGGAUGUGCCAAAAGCAAGCGUGGUGAUAGAGAACAGAUAACCUUCUUAGACCAUGUACAAUCUUAGAGAGAUAAGCACCGGCUUGCAUUGUACAUGGUCUUGCAUGUUCUUUACAUUGGAAACUGAAGAAGCACAAGAGGACAAAAUAAUGAUGAUGUUAACUUUUAUUUCUCAAUGUGUAUCUUUUGGCUUUGGUGAAGGUCUCACGCCAAAAGAAGUUUUAGUUCUUGAUCAGGAUCCGGUUUCCCUGUGGACCAUCUCCAAUAUGCUUGCUAGAUUCAACUUCAAAGUUCUUCCUUUCCAUACACCGGAAGAGGCCCUAGAUUCCCUUAAAAGGGGGGUUGCUAAAGAUAAGGAGCUUGAUUUGAUAGUAGCGGAAGUUCAUCCUGGCAAUACAGAGUUGGGCACCUUGGUGCUGUUUUACCACAUCCUGAAUGAACUUGAAGUGCCUCUCAUCACUAUGUGUGCCUAUGAUGAGGCAGUCUCUGCACGCAUGACCCUUGGAACAUGCUUCAAUGUGGUUAAGCCGUUGGAUACUGAAACCAUCAAUGUUCUGAGGAUGAGAGCACUGCAACACAGGUCUAUUAAAAAUCACAAGUCUGAAACUGAGGAUGAAGAACAAGAUGCGUUGGACGCAAAUGUCUAUUCCGAUAAUCUGGGUCGGUUCACGUGGAGCAGUGAGCUCCAUGAAAAGUUCUUGCAGGCUGUUGAAGUGCUUGGGGCGUCUGCCACGGCUGGAAAAAUUCACCAGUACAUGAAUGCCAAGGAUUUGAAUUUGACCAGACAGCAUGUCGCAAGCCAUCUCCAGAAACACCGGCUGCGGGCGCAGAGGUUAUCUCAAGGUUAUCAACAUUAUGCCAGCAUGAAAGAAUUAUCUGAGAUGAUUUCAUCGUCAUACAAGUUAGCCAGUGCUAAACCCAAUAAUUAUCUGGCAACAACCCAGACGCAGUUCACACAUGGGGUUGCCUCUUCUAUCUGGGACAAGUACCCUGGGAUCGUGUGGCCACAUGUGGAGGGAAGUUCAGCUGCCUCUGCUAUGUGGUACAAAUACCCCGGAAAGCCGUGGGGACAAGUGGGGGAGAGCUCGGCCAGAGCAGAAGUUUCCCAGAUUAAUGCAGGCCCACCUUCUGUUCUGAUACAUGGUACCAAGUCCAUUUGGGACCGGUACGAGGAGAGCCUGCAGUACUAUAAUGGGAGCCCGGCAAAUAAAUGUGAGGUGCUGCCUGUGAAGAGCAAAACACUUGAUGUAUAUGGAUGCAAUAUUUUCAUCAACCUGGAGAGAGGGGAGACCAGUCGUACGGAAGCAGCAGGCAAGAUUGUCAUCGGCCUGGAGAGCGAUGACAUGCACGAAGGCAGCAUGGAUAACGUGCAUGCUGCAGUUACUCCGCAGAAAGAUACCAUGGAGAAGGUGCGUGCCGCAGUUACUCCGCAGAAAGAUGCCAUGGACGAGGUGCACGCUGCAGCUAUUCCGCAUGGAGUGAAGGAGGUGCCUGCUGCAGCCAUGGGCGCUGGUGAUCUGAUGGACCUUGGGAGCGAAGCCCUGCUUGACGGUAUGGACAACUACCACCCCAGUGCAGAGAAUGCGCAGUCUGAGCCUUUCAGUGACUCGGAUUGGGAUGAGUUGGAGAAAUUCUGGAUGAACCAGAUGGAAGGACAGGGCCAGGAGCAGCAAGGCCUCGUACCAUUGGAUCUGCUCCUGGUAGACGGCAUUGCGCCAGAUGAACUGCUCCAGGAAGACGAAGCCUGGAACCAGGCGCUUCAGCCGGCAAACCCGGCGAACGUCGUCAACAACACACCCAUAGCUGAAGAACCCGCCACUGGAGAUGCCCUGGUGUACGAUCUUGCGAACCAAUCCGGCGUCGCCGACAACGUGUUCUGGGUCUGGAGCCCCCAGUUUGCGGGCGACGACUAUGGCAUGCCGUUCUAGGCCCACCAGAAGAGGAGCAACUCAAGAACUGCUUUUAUUUUAGUAGUAAUAAUAAGACUGGUGAAGUAUAAGCAAUAAAGUUUCCUAGGGAGAAAUCCCCAGGAGAUAUAUGGGAGAGCUGCUGAUGCUCGGACAUGUUUCCAGUGCUCUGUGGCAUUGAUUAAACCCAUUCGUUAAUCGGUUUCCAGACUUGUACA